Molecule: messenger RNA, 624 nt
Organism: Penicillium cinerascens
Lineage: Eukaryota; Fungi; Ascomycota; Eurotiomycetes; Eurotiales; Aspergillaceae
Product: SGNH/GDSL hydrolase family protein
Exons: 3
Coding region: 1-624 (207 amino acids)
Molecular function (GO): phosphatidylcholine lysophospholipase A1 activity
Source: RefSeq, a predicted model, not a curated record
AUGGCAGAGAAGCUGUCCAUCCUUUGUUUCGGUGAUUCCCUAACGGCGGGCUAUUACCGGUGGGGGCUCGAGCACCACCCGUACGCGAUCAAACUUGCGGGCAUCCUCGCGGCAGAAUUUCCCAACGCCGGAAGGACAAUCGAUGUGAAUGGGGUCUCAGGCGACCUGGUAGUAUACCCUCCGGGGUCAUUUCUGUCCCGGAUACAAGAGAAAUGUGCAAAGAAGCAGUACGACUGGGUUAUUUUUCUGGGAGGAACCAAUGAUUUAGGAUACGGCAACCGGGCCGACAUGAUUUACUACGCACUGAAAGACUGUUGGGACGUUGCUCUCGCCACUGGCGCGAAUGUGCUCGCCUUGACCGUCCCUGAAUGUGGGGUCAAAUCCGAUACCUUGGAUACGAGACGCGACACGUUGAACUCCCAUAUUCUGGAACAUCAAGCUGAGCGAUACCAUGUCUUUGACUUGCACAGCAAAAUUCCGUACCACACUGCCUCGGAGAGCUUCCGGGAUGAGAUGUUUGACGAUGGAUUGCAUCUAACAGCCAAGGGCUAUGAUUUUAUGGGGACCGUGGUGGGAGAGCAUCUGGUGAACUUGAUCAAGGGGAAAAAGGGCAGUGAAUGUUAG